This is a messenger RNA of Paralichthys olivaceus (Japanese flounder), 3189 nucleotides long. Lineage: Eukaryota; Metazoa; Chordata; Actinopteri; Pleuronectiformes; Paralichthyidae. The record is from RefSeq and is a predicted model, not a curated record.
GACGCACCUGAACAGCUGAUUGGCUCGCUCACCUGAGUGGUCGCAGACCUCGUGGGUCGGUGUCAGAUAAGAAACACGCGGAGCGUCGGUUGUCUCCGUGUGUCCGUGUCCCAGUGUCUCAGUCUUCUCUCGGGACAGCGAUGGUCAACACGUCUCCAGACGUCCAGCCUCUUUGUUGAAUAACGCGACUCACGGAAACUCGAAAAUGUUUCGACGGCAGGUGGCGCUGCGAGUUUACUGGAGGAGGCUGAAGGCGUUUGUCAAGAAGCUGUCUCUCCAGCGGCAGAUGAUGGAAAACCUCAUCAUAGCCAAGGCCCGACAGGAUGCUCUGCAGAGGAAGAUGGAGGAGAGGAGACUACGGCUACAGGAAGAAGCUAACAGGAGAUUUGCAGCGUCUGGGGCAAUGACAGCGGAGGAGCAAGAGCAGCGUUCUCUCUACACCAAUGUUCUGGAAUAUGAGCAGGACCAUGAUUGGCCCAAACUGUGGAAAGCCAACAUGAAGGGGAAUCCUGAUGAUGUCACAUUAGUGUCACGUUUAGUCUCUUACCUGCUCAGCCGCUCCGACCAUCCUGUGGUGAAGCUGCUGAGGAAGCAUCAGUACCGUGUUUACAACAGGCUCUACCCCAUAGUCAGCAAAGGCUGCGUCCAGAGUCCUGCGCUGCUGCUCAGACCUUCUCACAGCCCUCAGCAUCCAGAAACCCAGAGGAGGACAGUCAGCACUGCGAGCGGUAGCGUGGGCAACCAGAGCUUCAGCACCGGCUUGUCGUCCUCGCUGUCUCGUGACUUCCACGCUGACUCUGACGAGGAAGGGGAGGAGCCUCACCCACAGGCGACGGUGGACCGGGAGAACUCGUUUGAAGAUCUCGAGCAGUUCCUGACUCAGCUGGACUGGGCUCCGCCCAACGACAGCGCGGUCGACGCCGGCUCCGAUUCAGAGCUGACGUGUGACACCUCGACUCUGAGCGAGGGCCACGUUCAGGAGCAGGAGAUGAGAGCGAUGAAGGAGCAUCUGAAGGCCACUGUUAAAGACAUUCAUAUCGCUAUAGAUCAGCUCUUGUCGCUGUGUCUGCUGUCGUUUGAGUGUCUGAACACCGCCAGCUCUAAAGACCUGUGCCUCGCCAGUAUAGAGGAAGCCUUCUUCACUCCCCUGUGGAGCGCCCUGGUGACUCUAUUCAGAAAGGUCAACAUGGAGAGAGAGCAGGCCUUUGAGACGAGUAUGAAACUGUACCAGGAUGCAUCACCUGGAGACAUCGGCGUUCCCAUAAAAUUAUUCCCCCAAGAACCUGAUACACUGCAAGGUUCCUACCCAUACGAGUCUGCUGUCCAGGAGCUCAAGCUUCUGAUUAACGACUGCUGCCCACAGAAGAAGCUGGAAUGUAUCGUUCGAACACUUCGUGUGAUCUGUGCCUGUGCUGAGGAUUACAGGUGUUUUCAUGAGGGGGACUCUUCACCCAGAACUGCAGCCAUUGGUGCAGAUGACCUGUUGCCCAUCCUGUCCUACGUGGCCCUGCGGAGCCAGUGUCCUCAGCUUGUGUCUGAAUGUGCGGCUCUGGAGGAGUUCAUUCACGAAGGCUACUUGAUUGGAGAGGAGGGAUACUGUCUGACCUCCCUGCUGAGCGCCUUGGCCUAUGUUGAGUCGCUGCACGCAGGAGCAGCUCAGCUUCCUGCGGACAAGCUCGUAUGAAACAGGAAACUCUUCAUCCCUGCUGAACACGCAGCUUCCUGCCAGUUGUGCAGAGUCAUGUGAUCUUAUAAGUGCGGCGCUCGCUUUACAACGCAGGACGAACCCGCUGCCCGAGUCGUUUCUAACCAAUCAGAGCCUGCGAGUUAUCGUCAGACAUCGUUUUCCGAGAGGAGCGAACGAACUCUGAACGCCGGCUCGUUGGAGGGAUUUGAUCGUGGUUGAGAUUGGACUCGUGAUGCCGCUGAUGUGUGAAUGCUUCUCAAGACAAAAGCUCAGAUACGGUUUCACGUGAUUUACAAAUAUGUUUCGUUUUUUUCUCUUUCAUUCAGGAAAAGAGUCAAAUCUGUGGGAGCUGAGGCUGAAGUUGUUCAAAAUGUGAAUCAGACAAACGCUUGUGCUUCAGUUUGCAUGAGACUAAAUAACAGCAGAUGGGAAACUAACUUCACGCUGAGGAACUGGAGUCAGGCUUGUUUCAGUCCGGUGCCAAAUUUAAAUGAAUGCACUUUGGGUGAGGAGGCGUUCAGGGGUCACUGGAUGUUUGAGUUGUUUGAGGUCAGGCAGUGGAUGAGUUGUGUCACAGAUGAGCACAGGGGGAAAAGUGUGAGCUGGUAUUUAUUGAAGGUUACGAAACUGUUGCACUUUGGGAGUUUUGCCCGUGAGACAUGUUACAAGCCUCAGUCACGGUUCACAGGUUAACGAGACCUUUGAAUCAUAAGUUUUCAUUUUUAUUUUUUAACAAAGCAAAACUAAAAGUUAACCACCUUUAGUUUCACAGCUUGUUUUAUACUUUUUACCCAUUUCUCAAUGAAAAACCAACCAAGGAGAAUAUUAGAUCUACGACAGUAAAGGGAUUGAGUCAUGUUGAUGAGUUAAUAUUUUAAAAAAAGUUUCUAACUGUUUGGUUCUCAAAUACAUGCAGACCCUAAAUACCUUCUUCUUUUUUUUUUUGCUUGAACGUAAAACUGUGUCUUUAGACGAAUGAGAUUAAAAUCACAAGUUUACCAACUUAAUGUCGAGCAGGUUGAUCGUGGUUAAAAGUCACUUUCUGUGGAAUUAAUGGAAUAAAUGGAAACCAGUUGCUGCAGGAAGGAGAUUCCUUUUAUAAUAAGCUAUUAAACAUCAGCCUGUGAGCAGCUAUUAUAUUAUUAACUAUCUUAUGAGUCCACAUCUUGAGCAGACUUGUCUCUGCUCGUCUUUUCGCUUCACUACAGAUGAACUACAGUUUUCUCUUUUUAUUUUGUUUGGUUUGUUUUUCUUUAAUUUCCUUUCUUUUUAAAUGAAUUAAAUUUAGUCCAGAUGCAAAAGAAGUGAAACUAUGUCUGAACUGUUGUUACGUUAAUACCAAAAACAGAUAUCUAUGUGAUAAACGUGAAUGUAAUUAUAAUGUAAAUGGAAGAACGCUGUGACAUUUUGCAAAGUGGAUGAAACCACUCGUGUAAAUGAAUUGUACAUUUUGUUAUAAUGUGAAUAUUAUUUCAUUAUUAAACUAAUUUACUGUGAGCGCC